AUAUAUCUCUUCGUCUUAAAGACCAGAAAAACACUCAAAAAUGUCGAUUAUGAGCUACACUGGUGGAACCGUCGUCGCCAUGGCUGGAGACGAAUGUGUGUGCAUUGCUUCGGAUCUUCGUAUUGGAGAGCAGAUGACAACAAUUGCAACUGAUCAGAAGAAAGUGCAUAAGGUGACAGACAAGGUCUACGUAGGACUUGCUGGAUUCCAAUCCGAUGCUCGCACAGUCUUGGAGAAAAUUAUGUUCCGCAAGAAUUUGUAUGAGCUCCGUGAGAAUCGCAACAUCAAGCCACAAGUGUUGUCCGAGAUGAUCUCGAAUCUGGCUUAUCAGCACCGCUUUGGCAGUUAUUUCACCGAGCCACUCGUUGCUGGUUUGGACGACACCAACAAGCCAUAUAUCUGCUGCAUGGACACUAUCGGAUGUGUAUCUGCUCCACGCGAUUUCGUUGCUGUCGGAACGGGACAAGAGUACUUGCUUGGAGUUUGUGAAAACUUCUGGCGCGAGAACAUGAAGCCGGAUGAGCUCUUCGAGGCUACUGCUCAGUCGAUUCUUUCUUGCUUGGAGCGUGAUGCUGCAUCAGGUUGGGGAGCAGUCGUGUACACAAUCACUAAGGAUAAGGUUAACGUCUCAACUAUCAAGGCUCGUAUGGAUUGAGAAAUUUUCCCCGUUCCCAACAUUAAGUGUAUACAAUUUAAUCUAAUUUAUUUGUUUCUCUUUUCCCUGUCUCAUCCCCACACCCCAGACCGACCGGUUACCGUAUUUUUCAACUUUUAAAUUCUUUUGUGUUGGUUCUUCAAUAUCGAGAAUACAUUUAUCACCCAUUAUGACUUGUAAAUGUUUUAUCUUU
Molecule: messenger RNA, 848 nt
Organism: Caenorhabditis elegans
Lineage: Eukaryota; Metazoa; Nematoda; Chromadorea; Rhabditida; Rhabditidae
Gene: pbs-3
Product: Proteasome subunit beta type-3
Exons: 3
Coding region: 41-655 (204 amino acids)
Biological process (GO): proteasome-mediated ubiquitin-dependent protein catabolic process; protein catabolic process
Cellular component (GO): proteasome core complex, beta-subunit complex; proteasome core complex; nucleus
Source: RefSeq, marked reviewed